This is a messenger RNA of Neurospora tetraspora, 1441 nucleotides long. RefSeq lists its product as uncharacterized. NCBI's taxonomy places the organism in Eukaryota, Fungi, Ascomycota, Sordariomycetes, Sordariales, Sordariaceae. The record is from RefSeq and is a predicted model, not a curated record. The transcript has a single exon. The coding region runs from base 206 to 1093 and encodes 295 amino acids.
CAGGGCGCGCGCAUUCCCGGCGGCUAACUCAAAGAAAGCAACACCAGCCACUCGCUACACCUCCAAGCCACGUUCGCUAUCGAACCCUCCCGAACCAGAACUUUGAACGGGCGUGUUGAGACCCUCAACAACGGGUACCCGCGCAACCUCCGCCGAAGAAAAAGAACAAAGGGUCCCACAAGACCGGAAACAAAGACAUCACACAAUGGCCCCCUUUCCAUUGAACCUCCGGGUUCCCCACCUAGACACCGCCGAACUCCUCUCCCACCUCCGGCAGCUCGCCCCAGCCCCGUCGCCAGUAGCCCCCGCACCUACAGCUGCCCCAACCGCCGCCGCCGUUCUCGAAGACCGUCAAAACUAUGACUCCGUUGCGCCCGCGCCCAACUACGGCUCCGUGUAUGCCUCGGCCCAGCAUCCCACGGUAAUCUACACCCAAGGACCUGCCGUGACCGAUACCGUUACCGUCUUCCCUACUUCCUCCGUGGUCUCCUCUGCAGCCUCAACCGCCACCGUCAUCCCGCUAACCGGCGCGACCUCCGAUCACACCGGCGGCCUGUCGGGCGGCGCCAUCGCCGGCAUCGUCAUCGGUGUCAUCGUCUUCCUCAUCCUCUUGUUCCUUCUCUUCUGGUGGCUUGGCGGCGGCGGCAAGAAGAAGCGUCGUGAUGAUCAUUACUACCAUGAGGAGGUUCUCUCGUCCGGCUCGUCCGGCUCUGGUGGUGGCGGCGGUGGUGGUGCUGCUUAUAUCUCGCGCCAGACGAGGAGGACGGAACGUGUCUAUGGGAGCAGCGCGGCUGCUGCGGGAAUGAGAGGCGGCGGCAUGAGCGAGACGGAAAGUAGUGUGAGCAGUGCCAGCUUGUGCUCGUGUGGAUGCGGGGCGGUUGCGGGCGCUUGCAGGAAGGAGAAGAGGCGCCAUUCAAAGCACAGGUCUGGUUCCAAGCACGUGCAUCACUAUCGUCAUACGUCGAGGCAUCAUUCGAGGCACAGGAGCGCGUCGAGGCAUGAGUCUCGGGGGAGGAGUGUAGGGGCAAGCGAGAAUGAGAUGAGGGAGGCGCCGAGGGUUUAUAGGUAUACAAGCGAGAGGGAGACGAGGUAAAAGCGUGGGUGGGGGGUGGUGUGGUGGCGGAUGGGUGAUCUUGAAGCUUGAAGCUACCGUGAAAGACGUUAGCACAGGGAAAGCGACUUGGAUAAUGAUGUUUGGGAUGCAAGGAAGAAAUGACCGGACAGAAGGGAUAUGGAUACAAUUUGGAUAUUGAUGGGUUACACGAUUUGAUGAUUCUCGAUGAAAAUAUGAGAAACAAUGGGAUAUGGGAGACGGAUUGUACGUUUACGACUUGGUUCUUGUAACUAUUGGCGUAAUGAUAUGUGUAUACCAAGCCAGGACUUCAGCAUGACACGUGCAACCACUCAUCGCGUGCCUCUUGUAUGAUCGCUGUGUUCGGGG